This is a messenger RNA of Cryptomeria japonica (Japanese cedar), 939 nucleotides long. RefSeq lists its product as uncharacterized. The record is from RefSeq and is a predicted model, not a curated record. Gene Ontology annotation, molecular function: catalytic activity. Lineage: Eukaryota; Viridiplantae; Streptophyta; Pinopsida; Cupressales; Cupressaceae. The transcript has 4 exons. Bases 1 to 939 code for a protein of 312 amino acids.
AUGGCAUUUGGAGAUGAAGAUGAAUUGAGUGAUGAUUCAUUGGAGUUGUCUGUGGAGGUAGGGGAGACGAACACAAGGACCAUCAAACAGACCAAAUCAAAGCCCAAUAAGGCAGCUAAAGGGAGUAUGAGGGGAAGGAAAAAUAGACAGAAGUUGCUGGAGGAAGCAGAUAAGUGCCAGCUCUGGGAGGAAAUUACCAAGACUCUAGAGGAAAUUAAGCCAACCAUAACAAUUGUAGCGGGGGAUUUCAAUGCCACCCUUUCCCACUCGGACAAGCGAGGAGGGGUGAGAAGGAUGUGUAGGAUCCAAACAGAUUUUCAGACCUGUGUGGAUUCUAAUGCUUUGUUUGAAGUGGAUGCUAAAGGUGGGAACUUCACAUGGAAUAAUAGGCAUUUGGGUUUCUCUAACAUAGUAGAGAAACUAGAUAGGUUCUUUUUGGUAGGGGAAUGGAACCUGGCUCCCCUUGUUUGUGAGGCAGAAGUUUUGGCAAUCUCCGGCUCGGAUCACUUCCCAAAUAGGACUGUAUUUGAAAAUAUCUUCGAAGAGAAACGAAAGAUUGAAGGAGAGCUGGGGGCUCUAAAUUUGAAAGUCUUAGCAAAGGGAAUGGACGAGGUGGACUACCUCAUAGAGAAAGAUAUGGUGAAGAGAAGCCUUAAUAGAAUUUUAUCUCUGCUUGUGAAGGAUGGAACUUCGACGAAUGAUUCUGACCGGAUUAACCAGGAGGUUGUUGAUUUUUUUGGAAAUUUAUGGAAUAAGAGCAGGAUUGAUCAGGUCAGAUUGAAAGAUGAGUUUUUGGCUGUGAUCCCACAAUUAGUUACUAGGGAGGACAACCAGAUGGUUGAGGAGCCAAUUUCUCUGAAGGAACUAAAAGCAGUUGUUUUUGGUCUUGGUGGGGAGAAUGCGUCGGGCUCAGAUGACUUUCAAGAUUUCUUUUACUAG